[Torrubiella] hemipterigena is the source of this 1089-nucleotide messenger RNA. NCBI's taxonomy places the organism in Eukaryota, Fungi, Ascomycota, Sordariomycetes, Hypocreales, Clavicipitaceae. The record is from the annotation of a GenBank genome assembly.
AUGGCAUCCCCUGAAGUUCAUCAUCUCUUCCACAACCCCAUCGCCGACCAUUCCUUCUCGGCCGACCGCAGCGUCUUAGCUGUCGCCAGAGAUACUGCUGUUGAGCUGUAUGCGAAGAGUGGCAAUGCUUUCAAGCUGCAGGAUGAAUUGAAGGGUCAUGAUAAGAUUGUCACCGGCGUUGAUGUGUCCCCCAGCGGCCGCAUUGUGACCUGCUCGCAAGAUCGCAACGCAAUUGUUUGGGAACCCUCGCCGACCGGUUACAAGCCUACCCUUGUCCUUCUACGAAUUAGCCGUGCGGCUACCUUUGUCCGAUGGUCACCAUCCGAGGCUAAAUUUGCGGUUGGAUCGGGCGAUCGCGUCAUUGCAGUCUGCUACUUCGAGGAAGAAAACGACUGGUGGGUGUCUAAGCACUUGAAGAAGCCCAUUCGAAGCACUAUUACAAGUGUCGCUUGGCACCCGAACUCUGUGCUUCUGGCGGCCGGUUCUACAGAUGCACAUGCCCGAGUCUUUUCUGGCUUCAUCAAGGGCGUUGAUGAAAAGCCUGAGGCUAGCGUUUGGGGCGAGCGCUUGCCUUUCAACACCGUCUGCGGAGAAUUCUUGAACAACUCCGCUGGUUGGGUUCACUCUGUUGCCUUCUCUCCCAGCGGCAACAGUCUGGCCUUUGCUGCUCAUGACAGCAGCAUCACCGUUGUUUACCCCACGGCCCCAGAUCAACCUCCCCGUGCCGUCAUCUCUAUUUCCACCCAGCUUCUUCCUUUCAAGAGCUUGAUUUGGAAGUCUGAGGACGAAAUUAUUGCUGCAGGCUAUGACUGUGAGGCUUUCCGCUUCAGCGGUGGCGAGGGCGGAUGGCAGCUGACUGGCCCUGUCCAAGCUAAGAGCCAGGGCGGCGGCGGUGCACAGCGCGAAGAGUCUGCGUUGAACAUGUUCCGCCAAAUGGAUCUUAAGGGCAAGGUAAAGGACGACACUCAGCUCCAGACGAUUCAUCAGAACACCAUUUCUACCAUUCGACAAUACGCAGGCUCUGGUAGCAACGUUACCCAGUUCAGCUCCAGCGGUGUCGAUGGCCGAGUUGUUAUUUGGAAUGCUUAG